AUGCCGCGAUCUACUGCCUUCUUGAUCACCGCGCGUAAGCUACACGCGUUUAUCACUACCGGACACUCGAUAGCCGUCCGCGUCUUAGCACUCCCAGGAACCUUGGAGAACGUCGCCGAACAUAUUGAAAGCUACAGUACUCUUUGGCCCCCGUCUAAGGCCCCCAACCCCUCCCUCGAUUUCAAUAUCGAAUGGACAGAGGGUCGCAAUUUCAUGAAAGCUUUGGACGCUUGGAUUAAGAUUGCAGUAUUGCAAGAUACCGAUAGCGAUCACGCACCUUCUUCUUCAGCUUCGGACUCUCAACUAGACCCGGAAGCUGCGGUUUUCGUUACUCAACAGCGCGUCCUCCCUCAACCACCUGUCAGCCCAAUCACUCCUCCUGCGACACGAGCUCCUGCGACUUCCCCUCCGGCAGCCCCCCGUGCGUCUCGCAGACUUACCAUCAGCGGCCAGUUCCCUGAUAGUUCCGUGAUUGAACCCAGUCUCAUUCCCGACCAGGAGAUGUCGGCCCCUCCCCCCGCAUUCACGGCGGCCCAGCAAGAGGUCAUAAAUAAGGCUAUCUUAGCUGCAGUCGCACAAGCUCUAGCUAUGCAAGCCCAGCAGCCUCAGCCUGCCGUUCAGCCUGCUACCUUAGCAGCUGAUUUGCAGCCAACCCCCGAGUAUUUCCUUCCUGUUCUAGACUCCUCUGUUCCUAUCGUCGAGCAUAGUAAGGUCAAGUGGCCCCGCUCUCAAUUUAGCGACCACCGAGGCAAUGUCGAGUAUGACGCUUGGAAGAUGGACAUGAAGCUGUUCCUUGAGGAGUACUCGGGCAACUUUAUUACUGGUACAUCCCAAGUCAAGGCAUACUUCAAGUGCACCUCAAGUGAGGCCAAAUCAAUGAUUUUAGAGCACAUGUCCCUUGACUUCGCCGACUCUUGCACUUGCGCUGCUGAUGUUUUGCGUCUAUUGGACCACCGAUUCUUUGACCACAACCGUGUCCAGUCUGCUCGCAAAGCUUAUUACCAGCUCACUAUGAGUGGUAGCAUGUCUUACAACGACUUCCGAUCCAAGUUCACUGCACACGCAAUCACUAGCAAGAUCUCUCGCGCUCGUUGGUUCGAGGACAUGUGCGAAAAGAUUUCCCCUGCUCUUAAAACUCACUUGAUGAUCGAGAAAUACAAGAUGCAAAGCAGCUACGAACGCUUGGAUGAAUACCUAGCUAUUGUAGACAGAGAAUCUCGCAACAUCAAGUCGGAGGAAGCUGCUAUUGCACGUCGCUACGCUUCUUACGCCUCUUCCUCAUCUGCCAAUGUCUCGUUCACUUCGGGUGCAAGAACCUCAGGCACACGAGGUAUUUUGAAAAAGGAGACUUGGCGCCCAACAUCCCUUUCUCCUCGUGCUACUUCCCCAGCCCCCUCUCCUUUUGGUUCGCGCUCUACUAGUCCUUCUAGUAUUAUUUGUUUUGGCUGCAAGAAGCCUGGCCACAUGCAACGCGAAUGCCCUGACCUCAAGCUUGAUAAGAAGAUUGCUGAGAUGACUAUUGACUCCUACUACGGCGUUGGCCACAAUUUGUGGAAGGAAUUGCGAUUUGAUUUCCGGUCUCUCAUUGGAGGACCUCAGUUCUUAGUUCCUAUAGAACUAGCACGCAAUGGAUUUUUUAUCAAGACUACUGCACAUAUUGAUAGCGGAGCGAAUAUUUUUGGCGCGAUUAAAACCUCUUUGGCUUCUCAACUCUCCUCUCGAUUCGGUAACAAGUUUGUUACUUUACCUCACCCAAUCGUCCCUACUGGGUAUAAUGGCGCUCUAGGCGAUCCGAUCACCUACGUUAUACUUCUCACUCUUACAAUCGAUCGGCGUCGGAUUAAUUUCCCCUUUUUGGUCACGAACCUAGGUUCUACAGACGUAUUGAUUGGUCGAAAGUUCAUAGCUCACUACGAUAUCGGUCAAAGAUUCGGAGCCAAACCUCAAUUAUACUGGCCCUCUGAUAUGCUUGUUAUUCCGUACUUUGGACCACGCAUCUUUUUAGACCUCUCUCAUACAGCUACUAAGCUGAGUCAUCAGGCUGAUGCCUCCCGCCGCGAUCAAUUCGAAGUUGACCGUAGUCAACCCUCAACUAAAGAGAGGACAUGGCUCACCUUUGAUGAGCAUGAUUCCCGGCACACAACAAGCAUCUCUUUGAUUAGCGCGUCCCUAAUGAGAGCUACACUGCGACGCUUCCGCGAGAAUUACAGAGCUGCUAAGCAAGCUGGCACACCUCCCCCCGACGAGUUUGUUUUCCUAGCCUCAGUCCACGACAUUCAGCGCGAGCAAGAUCGGCGCGAUAUCGAUUCCGCGGACGAGGAAACCAUCCAAAUUGCUUCUAUGAAUGGUGUAAACCCAGCCCAAGCACUUAGCGUGAAGUACGCUGUCAAUGAUGCUAAGGUGGACCUAGAAUUGCCCUUCGAAUACGCUGAGUUCAAGGACCUUUUCUCUAAAAAAGCCUCAGACGUACUCGCAGUUCGGAGGCCUAAAGUAGACCACAAGAUUGUCUUGGCUACCGAAAAUACUUUGAUUACGAAGCUUCUUCGCCGCCUUACGGACGAGCAGCUAUCUGAGGUCAAGCAAUACGUCCAGGACCACUUGCACAAAGGAUUCAUCGAACCUUCGAAUGCUCCUUAUUCAGCCCUAAUUCUUUUCAUUAAGAAAAAGGAUGGAUCUAUAAGGCUCUGCGUCGACUACCGACGUUUGAAUUCGAUCACACAAAAAGAUCUUUACCCCCUCCCUCUCAUUAAUGAAAUGAUAGCUCGAAUCUCACGAGCUACAAUCUUUAUUAAGAUUGAUAUACAACAAGCAUUCCAUCGCAUUCGAAUCUCUUCCGAAUCAAAGGAAUUGACUACAUUCCGGACCCGCUAUAGUACUUACAAGUACAAAGUACUACCUUUCGGCCUCACGAAUAGACCUGCUACCUUUCAACGAUUCAUCAACGAUAUACUCAUGGAACACCUCGAUGAUUUCUGCUCCGCUUAUCUCGAUGACAUCCUCAUUUACUCUACUAAUGAGUUAGAGCACACCGAGCAUAUCAAGAAGAUCAUGCGUAUUCUCAACGACCAUGGCCUUCAAGCUGAUAUUAAGAAGUCUUGCAAGGAAGCUUGGGAGAAGCUCAAAGUGGCCCUCCAGAAUGCCCUUAUCUUGUGCCACUACGAUCCUUAUAAGCAAACGCGUCUCGAGACUGAUUCCUCCGACGGCGUAAUUGCUGGCGUCCUUUCACAGCUUCAAGAAGACGGGUUUUACUAUCCCAUAGGAUUUUUCUCUAAAACUAUGAUUGAUGCCGAGCUCAAUUACCUUAUUCACGACAAGGAGUUGCUAGCUAUUUUUCACGAUUCAAUUACAAUAGUCAAUUCGAUCCCCCUCUUCACUCAUAGGACGGCCGACACGGUCCCACAAGUGGUUUUGGCCCCAGUGGAAGAGGCGCCCCCGCACUUGCUUAUUCCGGGAGAUAUCCUUUUAGACGAAGACCCUUCCGACCAUACGAAUAUGAUAGCUUACGACAUCGACGGUUACGAUAUUAUCGACCGCGUGCUUCGUGCCAACGAGACCUCGCCACUUCUACAAGAUCUGCGAGAUGGGAUCGACACCGAUAUCGACUACGAACUACGAAGUGGCAAGCUAUACUUUCAAGGGCGGCUCGUCGUCCCGUUGGAACCCCUAGAGCUACGAACGGCCCUUAUUCGUCACGUCUACGACCAGCCAUGCGUAGCGCACGCGGGUAUUAUUAAAACCAGGCAGUUGCUGGAACUGCGUUAUAUUGCAAAUUGCAAGUGCGCUAGGAUGAAAGCCAAACGCGACAAGACCCCGGGAUUGCUCGUGCCCCUUCCUAUUCCAGCUCGGACCAAUCAGCACCUUACUAUGGACUUCACCGAGCUACCUUUGGACGAAGAGGGCUACGAUUUUGGCUUAGUUAUCGUGGACCGCCUUUCCAAACGAUCGAUUACAAUUCCUUGUCAUAAGAAUAUUACCGCCAAAGGCCUCGCUGACCUUUUCUUUGUUUACUGGGUUCGUUACUUCGGCAUGCCGGACUCAAUUGUCUCCGACCGUGGCCCUCAAUUCGUAUCAACUUUUUGGCUAUCCAAUGGCUAUGAGGCACGCUUUUCCUUCGAUCUGAUCAAUCCCGACCCUCCUUCGUCGGCUACGGAACGCCUUAACCGCGAAGAAGCUAUUCAGGUCGCUACCAGAGCGCAACAUGCUAUUGAAUUUGCCCAAUCGUCAAUUGCGGUCCAACAAGAAAAGAUGAAGCGACUAGCUGACCUACGCCGCCGACCCGCUGAUUGGACCGUGGGCGACGAGGUGUGGAUCGAUACGCGCAACUGGAAAAUGGACCGACCUUCACGGAAGCUCUUAGACAAGUGGUAUGGACCAGUAGAAGUGCUCGCUAAGGUCGGUGAGAGCUGGAAGGUCCAAUUACCUGAAGGUUGGAAAAUACACCCUGUCUUCCACUCACACUCCCUCCGCAAGUAUACUGGAAACCCCUUGCCGGGUCAGGUCAGAGAGCCCCCAGCACCCAUUCAGCUCCUUCCCGAACAGGACGAAUGGGAGAUCGAGGAAAUCCUUGGCUCUAAGGUCUCUUACAACACCUUAUACUACCAAAUCAAGUGGACUGGCGCAGAUGACGACCUCAAUUGGUACCCUUGCUCCGACGCAAUGACUGGCCUUCAUAUGCUCCGCCGUUUCCACCUCGCUCACCCUCAAGCUAAGGGUCCACCACGUGCUCUGCCUCUUUGGUUGCAAGCUUACAACGAAGGUAGAGAUGAUUACAGCGAGUUGGAAGACAAUCGACCUAUGACUGCAACUGCGAGGACGCAGUUUUUCGAGGGGGGGGGGUAG
Drepanopeziza brunnea f. sp. 'multigermtubi' MB_m1 is the source of this 4839-nucleotide messenger RNA. Lineage: Eukaryota; Fungi; Ascomycota; Leotiomycetes; Helotiales; Drepanopezizaceae. The record is from RefSeq and is a predicted model, not a curated record.